This is a messenger RNA of Aspergillus fijiensis CBS 313.89, 2176 nucleotides long. Its product is annotated as putative MFS transporter. The record is from RefSeq and is a predicted model, not a curated record. The coding region runs from base 131 to 1786 and encodes 551 amino acids. Gene Ontology annotation, molecular function: transmembrane transporter activity. Lineage: Eukaryota; Fungi; Ascomycota; Eurotiomycetes; Eurotiales; Aspergillaceae. The transcript has 2 exons. Gene Ontology annotation, biological process: transmembrane transport.
CCACAGAGAACGACUGUGUGUAUAUGUCUAUGUGCGUCGUUAAGACGAAAACGAGGUUGCCCUUGAUGCUCGUCUGAGUAGUACUACAAACAAUCCACCACUCUGAUCUCUCGAGACAUGCUUUGGAACCAUGGCUAGGAUGGCAUCUCGACGAACACCUAUUUUUACCGCCAACCGGUUGCAAAUAUGCACAUAUCUGUUUGGAGUUUGCCCCUUUUCAAUUGCAUUUCUAGUUUUUCUCAAUUCGUCCGUUUCCUUCGUGGUCACGGAACUUCUUGGCCUUGAUGCGGGAGAAGGCGAUGCUGUUGGGACUUUGGGAUUCGCAGAUGAACUACUUGCCUUGAUUGCUUGUCCCCUCUGGGGAGUGCUCUCAGAUCGAAUUGGAGUCCGUAAUGUUUGCGUGACUGGUUAUGGAAUCAUCGCCAUCGCGUUGCUCGUGUUUGUUCAAGCGAAGAAUGUUUAUCCUCAGCUUCUCUUAGGACGUUUACUCUUCAGUCUUGGAGGCGCAGCGGUAUCGACCAUGGUCACGGCCGUGCUUCCAGCUGUGGUCGGAUCUCCAUCACAGUCACAGCCCACCGCAUCGAGUCGUGUGGCUGAGAAAACGCCGUCCUCCAAGCUAGCUGGAUAUGUUGGAAUGUGUGCUGGAAGCGGUGCACUAGUCGCCCUCGUUGUCUUCCUACCUCUGCCAUCUCGACUUCAGCAGUGGGGAGUCUCACCACCACAAUCCAUUCAAUAUAGCUACUAUGUUGUUGCGAUCGUGUCUCUGUCGGUUGCUGUCCUCUGUUCUGUAGGGUUGAGGCACCUUCCCGGGGAAGAAGGCAAAGCCUGGAGCUCUUUAUGGGCUCGGGGCCGACGGGAAAGGCCGGAGAACACUUGUGCGAGUGACGACCGAAAUACUGAUUAUAGCAAGCGACACUUGCCGUACUUCCAGCAGCUUGGCGCUGCGCUGAUGCUAGGAUUCCAUAAUAGCGACAUUUUCCUUGGCUAUGUGGGCGGUUUCGUGGCUCGGGCAUCAUCUGUCGGAAUCUCGUUAUUCAUUCCCCUAGCGGUCAACCACUAUUAUCGACAGUCUGAUUUAUGCCAGGGCAAUAACGGGGAUGGAAUGGGCUCCGAUGCUGUCAAGCAAUCAUGCCGUAGAGCUUAUGUGCUGGCUUCAAUUCUGACCGGUGUUUCUCAGCUCAUCGCGUUGGUGGCGGCGCCGAUUUUUGGGUAUAUGUCAGAGCGGUCGCGACAAUACCCGAUGCCCCUGCUAGGGGCAUGUGUGGCAGGGGUGGUCGGCUAUAUCACAUUUGCGGUGCUUCCCAGUCCGGACUUCAGAGAGCCCCACGGUAGUCCUGGCGUCUUCGUUGUGAUGGCGCUCCUUGGACUCAGUCAGGUUGGGGCCAUCGUCUGCAGCUUGUCUGUCCUUAGCACCGGAAUACUCCGUAUGGGUUCUCAAUGCCGGGUAGGAGAUGGAUAUGGUUCUUCUCCAUCCACUCUCUAUGGCGAGGAGACCGACGACGACCUGGUGUCGGCCGAUGAGACUGAAGGGGACCAAGAGGAGCAGGCUCUGUUGGCUUCAGCUACGGAACGAAACCAGCAGCCCCUGGCGCACCUGAAAGGUUCCAUCGCUGGAGUGUAUUCCCUGUAUGGCGGCGCAGGCAUUUUGGUCCUGACCAAAGUCGGAGGAUUACUAUUCGAUGUCCUCUCGUCGGGAGCUCCGUUCUACAUCCUGGCAAGCUUCAAUGGAUUCUUAAUCUUGGCGGGAAUAGCCUGUGGGGUUGUUAAGCACUCGAAGACCCGCUAGGCUAGCAACUGAGAUGGUUGGUUGGAAACUUGGCAGUCGGAGUUGACGGCUCGAGUUAAAUUUGGCGGUGAUGGCGGUGAUGGCGGCGGCAGAUGGAGCUUGGGCAGUGAAAGUAUGGGGCUGCGACGAUCUCAUUUUCCCUCAUUUUCUGUAUUUUGGUUGAGCGGGGAGUGCUGGUCCUGCUGGAGUCCAGGACGGAUCUCUCAGCGACUCGACCCACAAGCCCUUUUUCCUCCAGGGAACUUUCUUUGUCCGCAAUGGAUACUUGGAAAAGAAUUGAUUGAUUCUUACUCUCUAGUGCUUACACAUGAGCCGCAAACAUGAAGGCUGAGUGCCUCAGCCCACUUGACAAGCAGGAGUCCGAUUCAUGCGCGAGUCUCGUGAAAUGAU